This is a messenger RNA of Drosophila nasuta, 3597 nucleotides long. It is a transcript of the gene Gclc, whose product is annotated as glutamate--cysteine ligase. Gene Ontology annotation, cellular component: glutamate-cysteine ligase complex. The record is from RefSeq and is a predicted model, not a curated record. Gene Ontology annotation, biological process: glutathione biosynthetic process. Bases 847 to 2952 code for a protein of 701 amino acids. Gene Ontology annotation, molecular function: glutamate-cysteine ligase activity. Lineage: Eukaryota; Metazoa; Arthropoda; Insecta; Diptera; Drosophilidae. The transcript has 6 exons.
GUCGUGCUCGUUAUUUGCGGGUAAAUACCAAGCAACCAAUCAACAAAACAGAUAAAGUAAUAACAUUUUUUCGCAAGAACCGAAAUUUAUCCAAGUGUAGCAUUUGAUAUAAAUUUCAAAUGCAAAUCAAGUGAAACUUCUAGUAAAUCCAAAAAUUGUGUGCAUAUUUUAGUGGAAUUGUGAAAUUGUUGGCUGCGGCACAACCAAAAAAAAAAAAAAAAAGAAUCAAAUAACAAAUUGUGAAAUCGUGGCAAAACAAUUCAACAAGAAGUGCAAAUUACAAGCAGACGAAGCGGCAGAAAAAAAUACUAAUCAAAGAAAUACAGUUGAUAUAAAUUGACGUUGGUCAGUUGCCUAAGCGUUUGAUUGCACAACCAACAAAAACAACAACAACUACAGCAGCAGCAGCAACAACAACAACAACAAUAGCGCCAGCAAUUCUGAAUCGGGCAUUAAAACGUGUGUGAAAAAAACAUCAGCACGCGGUCACACAGACAAACGCAACUCAUUACACAGACACCGUCAGUGUACAUGUGCAUGUAAGAGAAGGAGAGAAAGAGAGAUAGCCAGUAAGAGCGACGCUAGCAGCACCAACAACAAACAGGUCACUUUUGUUUUGCGCCUUAAGCCAGCCGCGACAGCAACAGAGAAAAAAGCCGCAGCAGCAGAGCAUCGCGUCUUCAGCUUCUUAAUAUUGUGAGAGCAACAGCUGAGCGUAGCCCAACUCCGCUUAGAGCAAACAAUCUACGAGAGAACGAGAAAGAACUUACGUUUGUUGUUCUUUUUCCUACGAAUAUUCAUUCGUCUUUUACUGCAUUUUGCCGAAUUCUCUUCUAAGCACACACAAUGGGUCUGUUGAGCGAGGGCAAUCCACUCUCCUGGGAGGAGACCAAGAAGCUGGCCGAUCAUGUGCGCGAACAUGGCAUCAAUCAGUUUGUCAAUCUGUAUCACAGACUCAAGGAUCGCCAGGGCGAUAUACUCAAAUGGGGCGAUGAGGUCGAGUACAUCAUCGUCAAGUUCGAUGACGAAAAGAAGGUGGCACGUGUCGCACUCAAGGCCCAAGAUCUGCUCCACAAACUCAACGAAAAGGAACACGCCGAUCCCAAGGGUGUCAAGUCCCUGUGGCGUCCCGAAUACGGUGCUUACAUGAUCGAGGGCACACCCGGAAAACCCUUUGGCGGCCUGAUGGCCCAUUUCAAUUUGGUCGAGGCGAAUAUGCGUUAUCGUCGCGAAGAAGUCACCGAGCUGCUGGCCAGCGAUGAGUGCGUCAUGUCGAUCACAAACUUUCCGCGCCUGGGUGCGCCCAACUUUACGUAUCCGCUGCAUCAGCCACGUCCCGAGGAUCCGUUGAGCUCGGCGCGUUCGCUCUACUUUCCCGAUGAGGCUAUUUUCCCCGGACAUCCGCGCUUCAAGACGCUGACGCGCAACAUACGCAAGCGACGCGGCGAGAAGGUCUCCAUCAAGCUGAAGGUCUUCAAGGAUGUCAACACCAAGCUACCCGUUGAGGGCGCUCCACCAGGCGAACCCGAUGUUGUGCUGCUCGAUGCCAUGGGCUUUGGCAUGGGCUGUUGCUGCCUGCAGCUGACAUUCCAGGCCUGCAACAUUACGGAGGCACGUCGCCUGUACGAUCAACUGGCGCCGCUUUGCCCCAUCAUGCUCGCCUUGACCGCUGCGUCGCCCGUUUACCGUGGCUAUCUAACCGAAUCGGAUUGCCGCUGGAAUGUGAUUAGCUCCUCGGUGGAUUGCCGUACGCCCGAGGAACGCGGUCUUGAGCCACUGAAGGAUAGCAAAUUUCGUAUUGCCAAGUCGCGUUACGAUUCCAUCGAUUCGUAUUUGUCACCCGAGGGUGCCAAAUACAAUGAUGUGAAGCUCACGUACGACGAUGAUGUCUACAAUCGUCUCAUCGAUGGCGGCAUCGAUCAUCUGUUGGCCCAGCAUGUGGCGCAUUUGUUCAUCCGCGAUACCGUCUCGCUGUUCAGCGAGAAGGUCCAUCAGAAUGACAACGAGGACACCGAUCACUUUGAGAACAUUCAAUCGACCAACUGGCAAACGAUGCGCUUCAAGCCGCCGCCACCAAACAGCUCGAUUGGCUGGCGUGUCGAGUUCCGUCCGUGCGAAGCACAGAUCAGUGACUUUGAGAAUGCUGCGAUCGUGUGCUUUGUCGUCCUGCUGACCCGUGUCAUCCUCUCCUAUCAACUCAAUUUCCUAACGCCCAUCAGCAAGGUGGAUGAGAACAUGCAGACGGCUCAGAAGCGUGACGCUUGUCGCAAAGAGAAAUUCUGGUUCCGCAAAUCGUCCAAGUCACCGGAACAGCGUGCUGCCAAACAGAAUGGCACCGCCUCCGCUCCGACCACAAAUGGCACAGCCAAGGCAACUACCAAUGGCAGCGAGGAGGAGGAUGAGCCGAAGAAGCAGCCACAGGUGAAUGGCACCGCCAAAAUGAAUGGCCAUAGCAAUGGCAUCACCAAUGGCACCACCAAUGGCCAUGCUCACAAUGGCGGCGUCGAUAGCGAUCACACCGAUACCGAUGAUGAGGAGAACGAGCUGUUCCAGCUGCUCACCAUUAACGAAAUCUUCAAUGGCAAGCCCGGUGUAUUCCCAGGCCUGGUGCCACUCAUUCGCAGCUAUCUGCAGUCCAUGGAAGUGGACACGGACACACACUGCACCAUUGAACAGUAUCUGCGCUUCAUCCAGAAGCGUGCCGCCGGCGAACUUGUCACCACAGCCACCUGGAUACGCGAUCAGGUGCUUAACCAUCCGGACUACAAGCAAGAUUCGGUGGUUAGCGAGAGCAUCAACUAUGAUCUGUUGAAGUGCAUUCAACGCAUCCAGGAGGGCAAACACAUUGAGCCGGCGCUGCUUGGACAAGGCAACCAUUCCAAGACGAAAGAUUUCAUUCCGCAUGCGCUGCAGAAGCAGCUGGCCAAGAACGGUUGCUGCGAGGAUAAAUGAUCGCGCUGAGUUCGCAAAGGGAAAGCAAGAAAGCAAGAAAGAGCACACACAAGAAUCAACAAAGAGAAAUGAAGAAAACAAAGUAAACACAAUAGAACAACAUCAACAACAACAACAACCAACAAAAAUCCACAACAAAUUACACGCAGAACACAAAAUAUAACAUCAAACUAAAUCUCACACACACACACACAUACAAAUUUAUGCAUAUAUGUGUAUUCUGAAUAUAUGUAUCUAUAAAUAUUGUGUGUCAAGAUGUGGCUGGGCAACAAACACAAAGUUGUUGCUGCUGAUGCUGCUACCAAUAAUCGGGGCAGCAGCUCAAAUUGCAAUGGACAUGUAAGUGAUGAGCAACACAGGCAACAGGCAACACACAACAUGCAACAAAGUGGCAACUGCAAUUUGCAACUGCAGCUUGCAAAGAUGCAGCAAAAGACCAGUCGCCGAAUCGAUGGGAUAGAUGAUAGAUGGAUGAUGAUAGAAGGAUCGAAGGAUGGAAGGAUGAACGGAUUGAAGGGACGCAAAACUAGCGCACAUUUUCGGGGCCCCGGCAACAUUUUCAAUAUUACUAUUUUUAUAGCAUAAUUCUAACAAAAUUUAACCAAAAUUAGCCCAAAUGCACCUAAACAAAAAAAAAAUAACAAA